Bombina bombina (fire-bellied toad) is the source of this 587-nucleotide messenger RNA. Its product is annotated as transmembrane protein 14C. The transcript has 5 exons. Gene Ontology annotation, cellular component: mitochondrial membrane. Gene Ontology annotation, biological process: regulation of heme biosynthetic process. Lineage: Eukaryota; Metazoa; Chordata; Amphibia; Anura; Bombinatoridae. The record is from RefSeq and is a predicted model, not a curated record. The coding region runs from base 137 to 460 and encodes 107 amino acids.
UGAUAGCUCGGAUCACAUGACCAUCUCAAGUCUCCUCCCCCAGUGUAGGCAAUCACUCCGGGCCUGAAGCUGCACAUUUUCUUGGAGGACUCACGGGCUCAGUCACCGAGUAGCCUAGUGCCGCAUAUAUAGCAGAAUGGGAGUCGAUUGGUUUGGCUUUGGAUACGCAGCCCUGGUGGCCUCUGGAGGAGUUAUUGGCUAUGUAAAAGCAGGUAGCGUUCCUUCUUUGGCAGCAGGUCUUCUGUUUGGGAGUUUAGCAGGGCUAGGUGCCUAUCAGACGUCCAAUGAUCCUAAGAAUGUAUUACUUUCCCUGAUUGCUUCAGGCACAUUAGCUGGAGUAAUGGGAAUUCGUUUCUACAACUCUGGAAAAUUCAUGCCUGCUGGAUUAAUUGCUGGUGCCAGUUUAUUAAUGGUUGGAAGAAUUGGACUGAAAAUGUUAGAGAAACCUCAUAAACCAUAAUGAAAAAUUAUUUGCACUGAAAUGUAAGAUGUAUAUUUCUAAGACCUGCCACCUUUUUUUGUUAAUCAAAAAUUAGUAUAUGACCUUGUUAUACUUCAAUUAAAUAAAUAAUUGGUCUAAUCAAAAA